Tachysurus fulvidraco (yellow catfish) is the source of this 6001-nucleotide messenger RNA. It is a transcript of the gene vat1, whose product is annotated as vesicle amine transport 1. The coding region runs from base 320 to 1786 and encodes 488 amino acids. Lineage: Eukaryota; Metazoa; Chordata; Actinopteri; Siluriformes; Bagridae. The record is from RefSeq and is a predicted model, not a curated record. The transcript has 6 exons. Gene Ontology annotation, molecular function: zinc ion binding; oxidoreductase activity.
CCGGUUUUUUGCGCCUGUCUCCGCCUCUCCUUGUGCUCACACGCCCUUUUGUAGAAAGCUUGUCAGGCGCGGGGUCAUUGUAGUCGUCGCGCACAUCUCCCAGCUCUCCCUUCGCGUUCUCUCUCUCUUCCUCUGUGAUUUUUCUCCACGCCCUCAGGCGUUUAGCUCACAGCCGCGCCGAACGCGUAAAGAGGACUGCAGGUCCCGUUUGCGUGCUCACUGACGACGUAAACGCGUAAAAUAGACGGUCUUUGAGGCUUUUCUCAAACUUCAGCUUGCACCGCACGCGCACCCACCGACAAACACACCGUUUCUCACCAUGUCAGGCGAAGACGCGCCCGCGCAGCAGCAGAACGCCGAAGAGCAAAAACCGCAGCAGCAGCAACAGGAUGGCGAGUCCAAAUGCGAGUCUCCAAAAACCGAGAACAAACCGGAGGCAACGCCCGAAGAACCUGCCACCGCUGCUGCUGCUUCAGGCGAGGCGGCUGAGGCUGCGCCCGCCGACAAACCCGCCGAGGAGGACACGUUCAGCUACCGUGCGCUCGUGCUCACAGGCUACGGCGGUUACGACAAAGUGAAGCUGCAGGUGAAGAAAGGAAAGCCGGCGCUAAAGAACGGAGAAGUGAUGGUGCGCGUCAAGGCGUGCGGCCUCAACUUCGCCGACCUCAUGGCACGCCAGGGGCUCUACGACCGUCUCCCGUCUCCACCGGUGUCACCGGGAAUGGAGUGCUCGGGAAUCAUCGAGGCCAUCGGUGAAGAUGUGACGGACAGAAAAGUGGGUGAUAAGGUGCUGGUGCUGAACCGCUGUGGUCUGUGGCAGGAAGUGGCCGUGGUCCCCAGCUCGCACACCUUCCCCAUGCCUGAGGCCAUGAGCUUUGAGGAGGCGGCAGCUCUGCCAGUCAACUACAUCACUGCUUACAUGAUGCUGUUUGACUUCGGCCACCUGCGUCCCAAUCAGAGUGUGCUUGUCCACAUGGCUGCAGGAGGGGUGGGAAUUGCUGCUACUCAGCUCUGUAAGACUGUGAAGGAUGUCACCAUCUUUGGAACAGCCUCUGCCAGUAAGCAUGAGGUCAUCAGCGAAGGAGGAGUCACGCACCCCAUUGACUACCGCACGCGGGACUACGUAGAGGAGGUCCGCAAGAUCAACCCCAAAGGCGUGGACAUUGUCCUUGAUCCCCUGGGUGGUUCUGACACCCAUAAGGGCUACAACCUGCUGAAGCCAAUGGGCAAACUCAUCAGCUACGGUGCCGCUAAUAUGCUGGCUGGUCAGAAGAAGAACCUGUUUGCCGUGGCUAAAACCUGGUACCAGCAGUUCUCUGUUCACACCUUGAGUUUGUGCCAGAACAACCGCGCAGUCUGUGGCUUCCACCUUGGCUACCUGGAGGCAGAGCUCGUCACAGGCGUCAUGAAUGAUCUGCUGGGGCUGUACCUGCAGGGCAAGAUCAAACCCCGCAUUGAUUCCACCUACCACCUUGAGCAGGUUGGUGAUGCCAUGCGUAGGAUGCAGGAGCGGGGCAACAUCGGCAAAAUCAUUCUCACCACCGAGCCCAUGAAGGAGGAGCCCAAAAAGGAGGAGUCCAAGAAAGAUGAGAAGGAGGACAAGAAGAAGGAGGACAAGAAGAAGGAAGACAAAAAGAAGGAUGAGAAGAAAAAAGAUGAGGCCAAGAAAGAGGAAAAGAAGAAAGAAGAGCCCAAGAAGGUUGACGAGAAGAAGGCUGACGAGAAGAAGGCUGACGAGAAGAAGGCAGAGGAAAAGAAUGAAGAGGCCAAGAAAGAGGAGAAUUGAGUUAGGCAGAAGCUAGGCAGGAAAUAGGUGGCUGUGAAUUGUUUGUCUUGGGAGUAGGGUGUGUGUGUGUGUGUGUGUCUGUGUGUGUUGGGAAGUACAGUACAGUCCAGCUCUCGGCUCAACCCCAGGCAGUUACUCUGGCCUUAAAUCAUCAUCAUCCUGCACUAAAAUCUGUAACAGUUUAUCCAGCCUUAUGUAAGUUGAGAACUCAAGCUGCUCACUAAUUGUGUGCACGUACACAUGUAACAGGGAUGUACCACUCUAUUUUUGCCUCUCUAUUUUACUUAUGUUUUACCUUCCCUUCAUUCAUGCACUUUUGUGUGUUUACUAAUCUUUAACGGCAUGCCUUUUAAGGUCUGCUGGAUCAGUAUUACACUGCCAAAUCCAUUACUCCAUUACCAUUCUGCUCUUCAUCUUUUCAACUGCAUUACACUACUAUUUCAAGAAUUCUUUCUCUACUGUACCUUUUCAAAUUUGGCUUAAUUGUACUCAACAUUUUUUGGGUCUUAUGGGUAACUACCAGGGUUGAGUCCUGUUGCUAUGACUACAGUGUUUCAUAUGUGUCCUGUCUCCCUAUCCCAAACCCCUACUCAUCUCCCCAGUUGCAUCUGUUCUCCUUUUUGUGAUACUGUUGUUUUUUUUUAUUGGACCAGACUCUUUGAUGGAGAAGUCGAUCACUGAGCCCCACCCACAUCAUUCACCGAGGCACUAGGGACGAGUCAGUGUGGUUUGCUCAAAAAUUCAUAUGUAUCUAUUAAAGCUUGAGAAAACUCUCCUAAUUAUGAAUUCUUUAAAAACCUUAGAUGAAUCUUAUGAUCAAGCUGUUUUAUUUUAAUUGUCAUUCCAGGUUUGUAUAAAAAAAAAUGCAGGUAUUUGUGAGUCAAAGAAAGGAAAGAGGCUGUAAUGUAUUUCAUGGCAAAUGUUAGACACAAACAUAAGAACGUGCCAUUAUUAGGCUUUAUAUGGUUUUAUAUUCUGACAAAGACGCUGCGGUUUUGGCUGUUGUGGCUUCCUCGUGUUUACAGUCACAAUCUCUAUCAAACUGUACACAAAUGAAAUCCUUAAUCUGUCCUCAAACAUGCUGCCUGCAAGGAUCUUAAUGAACUCUGCUACAUAGCAGCUGUAUGAAAUGUCUCCCUCUACACAGGUAUGCAGACGUACACACAUUCCCAGAUUAUCGUAUUAAAGUAGAGUUGCUGAAACACUGAGUUUGAGAGAAACCUGGAAUGCUGUUUUAUUCCAGAGCCUUCUCCUGGAUUCCACAUUAUCUGGAGCAUUCCACUCCAAUCCUUAUGACCGCUGGCCUGUUUCCAGAGUAAUCACUGUUUUUCUGAUUCUCUGCCUUUCCUUUCUCUGUCUCUUUCUAUCUCACUCGCUUGCAUUUUUCACCAUCACUAGUUGUCAUAGCAACAGGCAGUUGGCCAGCAAGUGAUGACAUGUUUGCCCCCACCCACCAAUUCUAAUCACUCCCUCAUUUAUAUACCCGCUUUUUUCCCUCCAGCUUUUGUUCAAUUAAAUAUUGUUCAAAAAUCUCUUUAUAUGCUGAUUUGACAUCCAUUCAUGCUGCUAUGUCGCAGGGUGUAACCUGGCAACCUUCCAACUGUGAAAGCCAUCACUCAAGCCCACUGACUCCUCCUUCCAGUAAAUUUAGGUAUCUGUAGUGCUCUUCUGCCUCUUGUGGUGAAAUAGAUGCAUUACAGCAAUGUUAUUUCUGUCCCUCUGUCACCGGGUCUGGUUUUUGUUUGUUUGGUGUGUGAACUGCAGUGUUUGUGUACAGAUGUGGUUGAAAGGUUGUGUGGAUGUAUGUCUCUGUCCUCAGGUCAGCUGUCAGAUGAAAAUGUGGUUUGUGUUUUCUUUUCUUUUUUUUGUUGUUUUUUUUCUGUCUCUACCUCCCUUAUGCUAUGAGCUAGCCUCCCCUUGCGGUUUUAACUCUAACAAACAUAACUUGUAAGCACCCUCCUCUCUUGUAAAUGGCCUGUGUUUGGUAUUAUUUGCACUCUGCUUGUGAAUCUUGAUGCACUUCUAGAGAUGGCAGUCCCAUUCCCAGCCCCACUGUUCCUCAGGAGUCCUCUCCAGUACUUCUUGAUGUUGGUAUACACACUCUGCUCUCUUGCAUACACAUCUGCAUGUACUUAUUUUGUCUGAUACAAACACACCAGUCACAAAUAGUUAGAAAUAAAUCAACAGAAAUUCAUCUCAACCAGUUUGUUUAAUCACUGAAAGCUUGUCCAUACAUCCAUGGAGGAGGUUACCCAGAAUACACUGGGAAGGGGGUGGCACUGCCAUCCUUACCCUAAAGAGUGACAGUGUUCUGACAAAAGGCCGGCAACUGGAUUCUGAUGUGAAUUCUGUUUCGGGAUCUUUCUAGUUAAUGUUUUGUGUGGUGUUUUUUUUUUGUUUGUUUGUUUUGUUUUGUUUUGUGUUUUUUGUUUGGUUUAUCUCUGGUUUUCCCCCAUUGUUCUUGUGAAAAGUGCUUCAGUUCCAAAGCACCACAUGACCCAUGACUAACACUCCAACGAAGGGUGUCCAACCUCAUUCUCAUUUCCGUUCUUUUGUUUUUGUUUUUUUGCAUUUUGUUUUCUGUUGUUGCUGUAUAGUCCAACUAUUCAUUUUGAGUGGUUCUAAGUUGAAGAGGCUUUGCUGCACUUUUGUUCAAAUGUGAGGAAUGACGUUGUGUUGAUCCUGAAUAAGUGUGCCAAACUGUGCUUGAGGCUCUUGCCUUUACUCCAGCUAUCCUUACUACACCGAGCGACAAAAGAGAAGGAACGACGAAAAACGUUGCCAGUCACUUUUAACCCGACUGGCAAUUUAAAAGAGAGAGAAAUCUCAAACUGAUGUCGUACCUGUCGUGUGUGGUUGAUCGCAUCGCAGAAAUUUACUGGUGCUUAAGAACUCCUGGCUUUUUCGCUAAUCCAUGCAAACGCUGUUUAGGUCUCACUGUGCCGACCGCUAACAAACACUGGGAUACCUCCGCGCACACACACGCACACACUUAUUGCCCUCUCUGGCACACCAGCCAGCUCUGCUCAGAUGGGCUGAUCUGUCCGUUAAUGCUAAAAAUGUUAGUGUUUACAACUCAAAAGAUCAGGAAGUGCAGAACUGGAGAUAAGACUUAACAUGUUAAGAUCAAGCAGAAAAUGCUAGUCCAACUGAUGUGUGUGUGGGGGAAAUAGCAGUGUAAUAUUUUUUUGUUUGUUUGUUUAUACAUACAAGUGCACUGUUUGGACUGGAUUGUAGUAGACCCCAAGUUCAGACCAGAUCUUCCGUCUCAUUCUUUAAGCAGCAAUUUUCUGGUUCUCAAAAAUCUCAGCUAUUCUGCAGUUCACUUAGAAGCUCAGUCCCAGCAGUAUUUACAUCUGCUUUAUGACUGCAUGCAUUUCCUGGUAUAAGGUUUUUACAUUAGCACGCAGUUCACAUUUUAGCACGUGUCCCAAGAUGAGCUUAGCUGCAGGUGUGCAUGUCUCUGGUGGAUAUGGAGUUUAGCUGUGUGAGCGGCCGAGGUUCAGAUGGAGCUGCACUGCUUCCUCUCACUAUUUCACAACCACUGUAACUUUCCCAGAACAGGAAUCUCUCUUCAAGACCCUGUUCAGCUUUUCAGAACAGCGUUCGAGUGUGCAAGUCGUUUUUUUUAUUCCUAUUUAAACUGCAAACUGACAAAUCGAUAAGCGUAUAUUUAGCAUUUUUGGAUCAGAGUAGAUGUGCUGGUUGACAGGGUACUUACCAAAUGAUAAAUUUAGGAUUUGGUCUUAUAAAUCGUACGACUUUUUUCCACCUUAGAUGUGGUGCUUAUUAUUACAGCGAUAUAUUUGUAAGAACCAAGAUUUCUAUCUAGAUUCGUUAGGCAUUUGUAUAUCAGGACCCCAAAGAUUACCAUGCCCUGACUCACCACUGCAGUUGCUAAAUAGCGUCAAACAACAAUCGCUCUCCUCUCGAGCUGCAUUUGUCUUAAUAACCCUUUCUUCCACACACGUCAGAGAUGCGACAGGCUGUCUUCUUUGUUUUUCUCCGACUCCCUCCAUCAGUGUUCUCUCCAAUGUAUUUGAGACCCUGUGAAGGGCCGCUGCUUCUGUGCUUGACUCUGGGUUGGAUCACGUGUGACUCACACAAAAGUGGUCAAGAGGACCGUAGAGCUCGUUUAACGCUUCUGUGUGUGAUGUUACCAUUAUGCCUUACAUGUUUUCCAGGACUAAUAAAAGAGCAUAACAAAAAAAAAAA